This is a messenger RNA of Ambispora leptoticha, 199 nucleotides long. The record is from the annotation of a GenBank genome assembly. NCBI's taxonomy places the organism in Eukaryota, Fungi, Glomeromycota, Glomeromycetes, Archaeosporales, Ambisporaceae.
UAUAAUUGCCGUAGAGAAUCAAGUUUCUGAAGGUUCCAGCACAGAUAAUCCGCAAGAUAGUGAUGACACAACAAAACGUGAUGGAAAAGCGACAAGAGAAAUAUAUAUUGAAUAUAAGAACAAGUUUAAGAAAGUAUUAGAGUUGUACAAAAGAGAAAUGGGGAAUGAUAACUUUGUGAAAGGUUUUGAUGAAGAAUAA